Messenger RNA from Achroia grisella, 3264 nucleotides. It is a transcript of the gene TER94, whose product is annotated as transitional endoplasmic reticulum ATPase TER94. Bases 128 to 2545 code for a protein of 805 amino acids. The transcript has 15 exons. Gene Ontology annotation, molecular function: polyubiquitin modification-dependent protein binding; ATP hydrolysis activity; ATP binding. NCBI's taxonomy places the organism in Eukaryota, Metazoa, Arthropoda, Insecta, Lepidoptera, Pyralidae. Gene Ontology annotation, biological process: autophagosome maturation; mitotic spindle disassembly; retrograde protein transport, ER to cytosol. The record is from RefSeq and is a predicted model, not a curated record. Gene Ontology annotation, cellular component: VCP-NPL4-UFD1 AAA ATPase complex; cytosol; nucleus.
UACGGCAACGUCACGCACAUGAAGUGAAGUGGAGAACUUAAGUGAUUGAUCAUUUUCAUUCGGCAUUUUAUAAAACUUGUGAAUUUACAAUUUAAUAUAUAUAAAAUCCUUAUUUUAUAAUAAAAUAAUGGCAGAUAAUAAGAGCCCCGAUGAUCUCUCGACCGCGAUCCUCCGCCGUAAGGACAGGCCCAACCGUCUGAUCGUUGAGGAGGCGGUCAGCGAUGACAAUUCCGUCGUCGCUUUGUCACAAGCAAAAAUGGAGCAGCUACAACUAUUUCGCGGUGACACAGUGCUACUAAAGGGCAAGCGACGCAAGGAGACUGUGUGCAUAGUGCUGUCGGACGACAACUGUCCAGACGAGAAGAUUCGCAUGAAUCGCGUAGUUAGGAACAACCUUCGCGUACGCCUCUCCGACGUGGUAUCAAUAGCGCCUUGCCCGUCCGUCAAAUAUGGCAAACGGGUACACAUACUGCCAAUUGAUGAUUCCGUUGAAGGGUUAACAGGAAAUCUGUUCGAAGUGUAUCUGAAGCCGUAUUUCAUGGAAGCAUACAGGCCCAUACAUCGCGAUGACACAUUCAUGGUACGCGGGGGUAUGCGCGCCGUCGAAUUUAAGGUGGUCGAGACGGACCCAUCUCCAUACUGCAUCGUGGCCCCAGAUACCGUUAUACAUUGUGAGGGGGAGCCGAUUAAACGUGAGGAAGAAGAGGAAGCCUUAAAUGCUGUAGGCUACGAUGACAUCGGCGGGUGCCGCAAGCAGCUCGCCCAGAUCAAAGAGAUGGUGGAGCUGCCACUGCGCCACCCGUCGCUGUUCAAGGCGAUUGGUGUGAAGCCGCCGCGCGGUAUACUCAUGUACGGCCCGCCCGGUACUGGCAAGACUUUGAUCGCUCGCGCUGUCGCCAAUGAAACUGGUGCAUUCUUCUUCCUCAUCAAUGGACCGGAGAUUAUGUCUAAACUGGCCGGCGAGUCAGAAUCCAAUCUGCGUAAGGCUUUCGAGGAGGCAGACAAGAACUCUCCAGCCAUCAUCUUCAUCGAUGAGCUCGACGCUAUUGCACCUAAGAGAGAGAAGACGCACGGUGAAGUGGAACGCCGUAUUGUGUCGCAGUUGCUGACACUCAUGGAUGGAAUGAAGAAAUCAUCGCAUGUAAUCGUAAUGGCGGCUACUAACCGGCCGAACUCUAUCGACCCCGCCCUGCGUCGAUUCGGCCGCUUCGAUCGUGAAAUCGACAUCGGAAUACCGGAUGCCACCGGCCGCCUGGAGAUCCUACGCAUUCAUACCAAGAACAUGAAGUUAGGAGAUGAUGUCGAUCUUGAACAGAUCGCGGCAGAAUCCCACGGUCACGUUGGCGCUGAUUUGGCGUCAUUGUGCUCUGAGGCGGCGCUGCAGCAGAUCCGUGAAAAGAUGGAUCUCAUCGAUCUCGAGGAUGAUCAGAUCGAUGCGGAGGUGCUCAACUCGCUCGCCGUCUCUAUGGACAACUUCCGGUAUGCAAUGACGAAAUCGUCGCCAUCGGCCCUGCGUGAGACCGUGGUGGAGGUUCCCAACGUGACGUGGGGCGACAUCGGCGGCUUGCAGAACGUCAAGCGCGAACUGCAGGAGCUGGUGCAGUACCCAGUGGAACACCCAGACAAGUUCCUCAAGUUUGGCAUGCAACCGUCUCGUGGUGUGUUGUUCUACGGACCGCCCGGUUGUGGUAAAACUCUUCUGGCUAAGGCCAUCGCCAACGAAUGCCAGGCGAACUUUAUUUCAGUGAAGGGUCCCGAAUUGCUCACUAUGUGGUUCGGUGAAUCUGAAGCCAAUGUUCGAGACAUCUUUGAUAAGGCACGGUCAGCGUCACCUUGCGUGCUGUUCUUCGACGAGUUGGACUCCAUCGCGAAGUCGCGCGGCGGUUCCGUUUCAGACGCGGGUGGUGCUGCUGAUCGGGUCAUCAAUCAGAUCCUCACAGAGAUGGACGGCAUGGGCGCCAAGAAGAAUGUUUUCAUUAUUGGUGCAACAAACCGACCGGACAUCAUCGACCCGGCCAUUCUCCGACCUGGUCGUUUGGACCAGCUCAUCUACAUCCCACUGCCGGAUGAGAAGUCACGCGAGGCCAUCCUGCGCGCCAACCUGCGCAAAUCGCCCAUCGCCAAGGACGUAGAUCUAACUUACAUCGCUAAGGUGACACAAGGGUUCAGUGGUGCCGAUCUGACGGAGAUCUGCCAGCGGGCGUGCAAGCUGGCCAUCCGGCAGGCCAUCGAGGCGGAGAUACACCGCGAGCGCGCCCGCCAGCAGCAGACUGCCGCCGCAGUCAUGGACAUGGACGAAGAAGACCCGGUGCCGGAGAUUAGCCGAGCCCACUUCGAGGAGGCGAUGAAGUUUGCGCGCCGUUCCGUCUCCGACAACGACAUUCGGAAGUACGAGAUGUUCGCGCAGACGCUGCAGCAGAGCCGCGGUUUCGGUACCAACUUCAGAUUCCCGUCGAGUGGGGGCACCACAGGUGGCACAGGUACUUCGGGCGGAGACCAGCCAACCUUCCAGGAAGAAGGCGGCGAUGACGACCUCUACAGUUAAGCUGCUUCCUCGCGCCACACGCUCGCUCCAUGCUCUACCAUACUACUUAAUACACUUGAAAACCAUGGUGUUCAUAUAGAUCUUACCUAAUGUAUUUGUGAGCAUUUAAAUCUCAUUAUCGUUGCUCCAGCAAUUUGGUAAAGUUUAUAUUUGAUCUGUCAAUACAAUUACGACGGGAUAGAAUACCUGUUGAUCAGCAUCUAUCCAUGAACUGCGUUGCUCGUAUUGUCCAAACGAAAGAAUGAAAUGGUGGUAAAGGGCGAGAUUUUGAUGACCGAGGUACCCAGUUCUAGGACUGAAAUUACUUUAAGAAUUAUCGGUUUAGUAAUUCGGUGUAUCGGAGACGGGGCGAAUACGUUAUAAUGUCGCAAUGUUCACCAUUUCUAUAUGUCUAUAUGUAAUAUGUACGUCGCGAGAUGCGCAAGUAUGACUGCGCCGCGACUCAAAUUUCACUGAUCUAUAUCUACAAAUAAAAUGUAAAUGUAUUUAUUUUCUACUUCAAUCGUUCGAUAGCAUUCUGUUCCGAUUCGCUUAUAUUUAGUUGUAAUCAAAUGUUUGUGGUAAGCUCGCUCGGCGAGUGCGUAAGAUCAUAUGAUAGAGUAAUUGUUAAUUGUAUUUGCCGGAUCCUGUGCGUAGACGUCGGCUGCGGUGCCCUGGUAUCGUCGCUGACAUUAUACAAUAUCGCAGUGAUUUUUUAAUAAAAGAUUUUUAUAGACUAA